AUGGAAAAAUUCAGGAGAAAAGAACCAAGAAACACAAGUUUCUUAAACAUCGGGAACCCACUGUCUGCCGAGAUACGGGAGGAACCUUUCCCCUUAAACUACAAAACACCGCAGUUAGACGACUACAAUGGAACAGGGGAUCCGGUCACACACUUGAGCUGUUUCCAAGUAGUCAUGAUGGUACAAAGUUUGUCUGAAGCCGCGGUCUGCAAGCUUUUUCCAACAACCCUAAAGGGACCGGCAGCAAUCUGGUAUCAAAGUCUGAAAGAAGGCUCUAUUCGUAGUUUUGACGAGCUAGCAAAAGCCUUCCGAACUCAUUUUGCACCGAGCAUACAGCGAAAGAAAAAGUCCAGCGACCUAAAGCUCUGCUACCAGAAACCAGGCGAAAGUUUACAGAGCUACAUCGCCAGAUUCAAUGCCGAGGCAGUCGAAGUAGGAAAUUUGAACGACGAUACCGUGAUAGACGCAAUGAAGGACAACACGACAAUGAUGGCCUUCAGGGAUAACCUGAUAACGAAUCCGGAGCAUACUUACUCCCAGCUUAUGGACCGGGCAUGGAAUUACAUAAACUUGGACGAGGAACAACGACGAAAAGCCGCACAAACCACAACACAGUUCCAAACACCAAGGCCUAUUUCAAUCAGCCAGCUAGGCAAGAACGGUUCAGACCACGAAACCAACAACAAGCUAGCCCACAACGAACAGAGCCACACCGACCAGUGA
Molecule: messenger RNA, 723 nt
Organism: Mercurialis annua (annual mercury)
Lineage: Eukaryota; Viridiplantae; Streptophyta; Magnoliopsida; Malpighiales; Euphorbiaceae
Exons: 1
Coding region: 1-723 (240 amino acids)
Source: RefSeq, a predicted model, not a curated record